CGUACGAAGCAAAAUAGCAAAUGGAAAUCCAUGGCGGAAUGGCGUCUCUCCUCUGCAUCACAGCGCUGCUCUCAUUCACUCCGGCGGUAUCAGGCGCCACCACUGCUCCGCCGUUCUCAUGCGAUUUGUCGAAUCCAUCGACGAACUCGCUUCCUUUUUGCAACACCAAGCUGCCAAUUGACGCCAGGGCAAAGGACCUCGUGUCGCGCCUGACAAUGGACGAGAAGGUUCAGCAGCUAGUGAACACGGCGGUAUCCAUCCCUCGCCUCAACGUCUCAGCUUACCAGUGGUGGUCGGAGGCUCUGCACGGAGUUUCGCGCCACGGCAAGGGCGUCCGCUUCAAUGGCACAAUCAAAUCCGCCACUAUGUUCCCUCAAAUCAUCCUCACCGCCGCCUCCUUCGAUUCUAACCUAUGGUAUCGUGUUGCUCAGGCAAUUGGGGAAGAGGCGAGGGCGGUGUUCAAUGCAGGGCAGGCAAUGGGGAUGACAUUUUGGGCACCGAACAUUAACAUAUUGAGGGAUCCAAGGUGGGGAAGAGGUCAGGAGACGCCUGGAGAAGAUCCAUUAAUGGCGGGGAAGUAUGCAGUGGCGUAUGUUAGGGGAAUUCAGGGGGACAGUUUUGAAGGAGGGGGGCUAAAGGAUGGGCAUCUUAAAGCCUCUGCUUGUUGUAAGCAUUACACUGCUCAUGAUUUGGACAACUGGAAAGGAAUGAAUCGGUACAUUUUCGAUGCCAAAGUCAGCAAGCAGGAUUUGGCAGACACAUUCCAGCCGCCAUUCUGGGCAUGUGUGAAGGAAGGACAGGCCAGCAGCAUCAUGUGUGCUUAUAAUCGCGUCAAUGGAGUCCCCAGCUGCGCUGAUCGUGGCCUCUUAACCGAAACUGCUCGCCAACAGUGGGGUUUCCGAGGGUACAUUGCUUCGGACUGUGAUGCCGUUGCAAUUAUACACGACCAGCAAGGCUAUGCCAAAGAGCCCGAAGACGCUGUCGCAGACGUUCUUAAAGCUGGCAUGGAUCUAAACUGUGGUAGCUACUUGAAGACGUACACGAAAUCAGCCGUCGCAAAGAAGAAAGUAUCCGAAGCCGAGAUCGACAGAGCCUUGGAGAAUCUCUUCGCCAUCCGAAUGAGACUUGGACUUUUCGACGGAGAUCCGAGGAAGCUUCGAUAUGGAGACAUCGAUCCAUCGAAAGUCUGCAGCCAAACCCACCUCGAUCUAGCACUCGAAGCCGCAAGAUCCGGGAUUGUCCUUCUAAAGAACGACGCGGGUCUCCUCCCUUUCUCGAAGACCCACGUCGAGUCGCUCGCUGUGAUCGGUCCCAACGCCAACACGUCGAGCGUAUUUCUCGGAAACUACGAAGGCCUGCCGUGCAGAAACGUCACGAUCGUUCAAGCCAUCGGGAAGUAUAACCUCACCCGCGUUACGUAUCACCAGGGCUGCGACUCCGUCACCUGCGAAUCACCGUCGAUCGAUCAAGCCGUGAACAUAGCGAAACAGGCCGACUCUGUUGUACUCGUCAUGGGACUCGACCAAACGCAAGAACGGGAAAAGCUUGAUCGCAUCGAUUUGGGUAUUCCCGGAAAGCAAGAAGAUCUCAUUACCAGCGUUGCCGCCGCAGCGAAACGACCGGUCGUAUUAGUCCUGCUGACGGGAGGCCCCGUCGAUGUAUCGUUUGCGAAACGGAAUCCGAAAAUUGGUAGCAUUUUGUGGGUGGGUUAUCCUGGCGAAGCUGGAGGGAUCGCCGUCGCGGAAACGUUGUUCGGCGACAACAACCCAGGCGGUAAAUUACCGGUUACUUGGUACCCGAAGGAUUUUGCGAAAGUUCCGAUGACUGAUAUGCGAAUGCGAAGCGAUCCGUCGACUGGAUACCCGGGACGAACAUAUCGAUUCUAUAACGGUUCGAAAGUGUUCGAGUUUGGCCAUGGCCUUAGCUACUCAAAACACUCGUAUAAGUUUGAUUCAAUCGUCCCGUCGAGGAUUUUUCUAAACGAGAUGUUCGUUAAACGGGAAGAGGUUAAAAGACCCGGCUCGGUUCGAUACGUAUCGGUUUCAGAAAUUGGAAGAAAUUUGUGCGACGGAAUGGCGAUUGCAGUGCGGGUGAAUGUGAGGAACCGAGGGCGGGUGCCGGGGAAGCACCCGGUGCUGCUGUUUGCUCGACACGACGGCGGCGGUGACGUGAAGCCGGUGAAACAGUUGGUGGGUUUCGAGAGCUUGAGCUUGAAUCCCGGGGAGAGUCGACGGGUUAAAUUUACGGUGAAUCCGUGCGAGCAUUUGAGCUACUCCGAUCGGCACGGCUCGAUGGUGAUCGAAGCGGGCCGGCGGUACUUAACCGUCGCCGGCGCCGGCGCCGGCGGAAUGGGUCACAUUGACAUAGUGUUUUGAUUGUUUAUCGAUGAAGAAACCACCGCGAGAAAAUCAAAUUUGUGUUAUCAUGCACUUCUAAAAUGUAUUUUUAAUAAAAAU
Andrographis paniculata is the source of this 2456-nucleotide messenger RNA. Its product is annotated as probable beta-D-xylosidase 7. Gene Ontology annotation, cellular component: plant-type cell wall. The record is from RefSeq and is a predicted model, not a curated record. Gene Ontology annotation, biological process: xylan catabolic process; arabinan catabolic process. The transcript has 6 exons. Lineage: Eukaryota; Viridiplantae; Streptophyta; Magnoliopsida; Lamiales; Acanthaceae. The coding region runs from base 21 to 2375 and encodes 784 amino acids. Gene Ontology annotation, molecular function: xylan 1,4-beta-xylosidase activity; alpha-L-arabinofuranosidase activity.